Tigriopus californicus is the source of this 3323-nucleotide messenger RNA. RefSeq names its product protein sprouty-like. The record is from RefSeq and is a predicted model, not a curated record. The coding region runs from base 748 to 2298 and encodes 516 amino acids. Gene Ontology annotation, cellular component: cytosol; membrane. The transcript is spliced from 2 exons. Gene Ontology annotation, biological process: animal organ development; multicellular organism development; negative regulation of MAP kinase activity. NCBI's taxonomy places the organism in Eukaryota, Metazoa, Arthropoda, Copepoda, Harpacticoida, Harpacticidae.
UGUUCUUCGUGCCUCCUUCAUUGACGGAGAUCAAGACUAAAGAGUCAGGAGGACCGAGUAGUAUACGUAGAAUGUAGAAGGACUUCUAGUCUUCUUCUUCGACUUCUGCUAUUGCUCGUUCAAGUGCGGUGUGAGUGACUUCAACCUCGAUAGUGUCGUCCAUCGAAUGUCGAUCCGAUGCGAUAUCCCAGGCGAAUGUGUGCAUGAACCCCAGUGCCGACCCUUAAGUCAUUGAGCAUCCACCUCAUACAAUUAAGAUUGGGUGGGAAAUUUCCCCAACCCAUUCUCCUAUCCUCGCAUCCACCCACUACCCGUCUGGUGUGGUGGUUUUCUCCAGCUAAACUCGCAAGAUUCACGGCUCAAAAAGUGUGUGCGGACCCGGGCUUACCUUCUUUCCCUACCGUUGACGGACCAAACCUGACUCACUAAGCCCAUCUGUUUGGUCUGUCAAUCAGUUCGCAGUGUUGUGAUCGUUACACUACGACAUAUUGUUGAUAUUGUUGUAAAAAAACAAAAAGAAACAAUACUGAUAUCCCUCCAGUUGAGUGAGCCUCCAUGAUGGUGAUCCCUUAAAUGUCCACGGAUGGUCUCAAUUCGCGGAUUCAAAAUCCUUUCACUCACCCUUCAUUAUGCUUCAUUCAAUGAUCCAGGAGAGAAACGUAUAUGAGUGCUUCAGUGUCUACUCUGCUUUCAAAGAGUCCUCCCGCAUCGACCUCGAGAAGGUGGGUGUGUGAUCAGUGAGCGAGAAUGCAAAAUGUCCCCCCACCGCCACCUCCAAGGGCCUCGGCAACUUCCCCACAACCAGUGGUCAGAUCAUCACCGUCCUCUCCUUCAUCUCCCCCUUUCCUUCACCUGGAAGAUGAGGAAGAGAUCCAUGCCCAUGUGCGACUACCACUCAGACCCAACCCUAUCCCCACAACCACCACAAGCACUACUACCACCAACGGCCACCCUUCAUCUAGGGCCAGGAAUGCUCCUGGACUGGCUUUGCGAUUGUCAGAAACUCCCCCCGUGCCACCUCCUCGCCCGGAAAGCACACUCUCCCCCCAUACCCGAGACAUUACAAAUCCAUCCGGUAAUUCAGUCCGAUUGGCCCUUGGAACCCCUCCGUCUCCUACCAGAAGCCCCGUCAGCCUCAGCCCUGGACGUACAAAUAGUUCCAUCCUUGGCGGUAUUACUAGUGCUUCGCAUUUGCCUCAGCAGCCUCCGCCCAUGUUGGGACUGACCAGACUCUCUUCCACGAUGAGUCCAAUUACCCUAACAGCGCCGAGACCGGGACUGGAGAGGAAUCAAAAUCUCUAUGUUGAUGCCCCCUUGAAGAAACAAGUGCUUUCGUCGAACUCAAUUAACCAAACUCAUUCUUAUGUUGAUGAGCUCACGUUUGACCAACAAUUGCCCUUGCCCCAGUCCGCCAAUGUCUCUCUGAAAAAGAAGAGGCAACAACAACAACAACAACAGCAGCAGCGGAUAUUGUCCUUAAAAUCUCGGCCGCCAGGAUUGUCCCCCGAGGACUUGGAAACGCCUAGUUUUUCGUCGUCUGUGAUCAAGAGCUCUUCCUCGUCAAAGAAACCUUUGACGGAAAAGAAUUUGUCAGAAUUUCCGAGAAGAGGUAGCAAUGGCUUGCUGCUCUCACCGGCUUCAAUGGUCAGCUCUCCAACCUAUGAAGAUGAACCCAACCCAUCUGAUUCAAUCAUCUGUAGUGACUGUGGGCGAUGCCGGUGUGUGUCUUGUCGAACUGCUCGCCCUCUCCCAGAGAAGUGGUUAUGUAGCAACACGUGUCACAUGUCAGCCGAAACCAUUGUGGAUACCUUGUCCUGCAUGUGGUUGGUGAAAGCAGUGAUGUAUCAUUGCAGUAAAGAUAUGACCCAAGAAGGUGACGAUAGUUGCGAGUCUGCUAUGGUGGAGGAAAACCCUUGUUCUUGUAACGGAGAAAGCAUCGGUUUAAGAUGGGCCUGUAUUGGGGCUACUAGCGCUCUGUUACCUUGCUUGUGUUGUUAUCUGCCCUUCAAGGCGUGUGUGCACGGCAUUGAAAGCCUUUACCAACAGGCCACGUCAAACGGUUGCCGUUGUAUUCCAAGUCCAACGCAGUCACCCAUUCAAACCCAACCGCGCUCCGUGGCCGGUAGUGAUAUGCCUCAUUUUAACGUUUCAAUAAAAAAAUCGAGUGCUCCGGGUCACGCAAUGUCGUCAGAGUCUCAGAGUCAUCAAUCCUCGCCGCUUUCAUCCAAGACAUUGUCGACGACUUCGAGUCUAGACCGGUCACCAUUGGAUUCUGCCAAAAAGAGCCUCUUGUCGUGAGCCUGUGGUGAGCCCUUGGUCCUAGCACAUCGGGAAGUACGAAAACAAUAGCAACAACCACAAUACGGAACAACAUCAUUAGCAAUAUCAUCUGCCACACUGAAUAUAUUUAUCCCCCGCUGAAAUUCACACAGUUAGACGUCAAAGCCACAGUCCUAACCGAUUGCUGUUAUAUCACUAAAUGAAGCAACAUUGAUGUAUAAUAUCCUGUAUAGAUCCAGUCAGAGCUGACAUUACCCUCCGUUGCCUCCAAGUUCCAAGUCUCACUAUACCUUCACCGCCACACAUAAACUCAAACCCCAAUCCCAAUCCCAACCCCACCCUACCUCGUGUCAGGUUUGAUCGGAUCACAAGCACUCACUCGUAAUUAACUUUUCCCCUUUUGGUCCUCAAGCAACUGGUUUUUACUUCAGUUUUAAACUCGAUCCAGUAGUCGUAUGGCAUUUUCCGACCCACUCUCCCCCAAAAUUAUAUCUGCCGGCAAGAUAGAGCUUCGCUCAACUAGUCAGAAAGGAAUCAGCAACAUCUCCCUACGGUCAAAUCAAUUGGAUGAUGAUUAACUAAACCGUGAUUUCCUUCAUUGUUGCUCCCUUGAGCGUGUUUCCUCUUCUCGCUCUCUCAAUAUGGACAAGGUCUUCCGACAAGAUUGGAUCUAAAUAUUUACUCAAAAUCUCUGGAGGGUUAAUUGCCUCUACUGUUGCUUGUGAAAGACUCUUUCGCGAGAAGAGCUUUCCCAUGUUCUAAAUCCUCUCGUGUGUGAUCAAAGAUGCAAAACAAACCCCAGCCAACCAAGCAACCCAUUUUUCCCAAGUUCCGACGUCCUUUUCCGAGAACGAAACCAACCUCCAAUCAAUUGUUAUUGAAUGUUAGUGAAAAAUAAUACCAUUCUUACUACUACUGCUGCGUGUUUUGUACUCCAAUUUCAACAGCUACUGUUACUAAAACGACUACUUCUACCAUUAGUACGCCUACUUCUACUCCAACAACAACAGCAACUAAAAGAAUACAUAUAUUUUUGUCCUUUA